Phytophthora megakarya is the source of this 801-nucleotide messenger RNA. Lineage: Eukaryota; Oomycota; Peronosporomycetes; Peronosporales; Peronosporaceae. The record is from the annotation of a GenBank genome assembly.
AUGUCAGAUACAGACUCGCUAACAGUGGCGAAAGUAUUUGAAGAAUGCAUUUAUCGACGAUUUGGCGCACCAUCUUUAAUACGACAUGGCCGUGAGCCACGGUUCAUGAGUGAGAUGUUUCAAGCGUUCGCAGAACUGAUACAAGCACAAUCUCGAUCUACACUGAGUUAUCGUCCACAAGGUGAUGGUCAACAGGAGUGGUCGGUGAAGACAGUGAUGCAAUCAGUAAAAUUCUAUGUGGAGGAUCCACUACAACAAGACUGGGAUGAAAUUGCCGAGCGACUAGUAUUCGCGAUCAACAACUCACACGAUAUGACCCGGAAGGAGACACCAUUUUACCUUAGUGUGGCUUAUAUGGAACGCGUGAAAUCUGGGUUGGUGGAUAAGCUAGUACACCGAUGGCACGGCCCCUUCAGAGUAAAACAAGGCUGUCCCCAGCAGACAGAGACCAUGGCCCACAUUCUAAACCAUUGUGACGCGAACAACGCCAGCAUCAGAGCGCUUCACGACCGCGUGCUGGACGGCAUCGCUGAGCAGCUGCGCGUGGUGAAGCGCACGGGCAGAGUGGAGCUGCGCAUCAACCAGACGGUGGUCCAGGCGCCCACCUCCACACUCCGCCCCGACAUUCAGCUGGUCGACCACGACCACAAGCGAGUGGUGCUGGCUGACCUCGUGGUCGCCUUCGACGCGGACACGGCAGGCCACCGCGCCACCGGACUCGACGCAGCCCACGCCGACAAACUGGUGAAGUAUGCGCCGCUGUGCGCGAGUUCCAACACCGUGGUUGGGGCACGACGGUGA